Molecule: messenger RNA, 480 nt
Organism: Parnassius apollo (apollo)
Lineage: Eukaryota; Metazoa; Arthropoda; Insecta; Lepidoptera; Papilionidae
Source: the annotation of a GenBank genome assembly
AUGUCUAUCUGGAACUGGAAAAAAGGUAAAGACAAUAUGCCUGACAACAAAGAAAAUGUUAGAAAAAAUCCUCACGAAGCAGAAGUAAACUCACUUAAAAAGUUUUUGAAGAACAUACCAAAAAUGGAAACGCAUUAUUGUCGUAAACACACAUCCAAGCUUUAUUUGUUACCAGAAUGGUUAUCAAAGAAAGCCCUCUAUGAUUUCUACAAAUCAGAUUGGUGCCCGUCGCAAAAUAUCGAACCUCUGUCAAUUGCGAAAUUCAGUAACACGUUGGAAAUUGAAAAUAUUUCAUUGUUCAAGCCCAAAAAAGAUGCAUACAUUUUGUAUGAAUCAAUUUAUAUUACACAGUGCAUUAUCCGUGUCCCGUCCGGGCCCGCUCGACGCACUUCAAUACCACGUUUGUUGCACGGUCCUGCCCCACCCAUUCCACGUCCCGUCGUAAUCCGAACAUUCUUCCGUGCUGCGUCCGAGCACUGA